This is a messenger RNA of Strongylocentrotus purpuratus (purple sea urchin), 2644 nucleotides long. RefSeq names its product organic cation transporter protein. The transcript is spliced from 11 exons. The record is from RefSeq and is a predicted model, not a curated record. Gene Ontology annotation, biological process: transmembrane transport. Gene Ontology annotation, cellular component: membrane. NCBI's taxonomy places the organism in Eukaryota, Metazoa, Echinodermata, Echinoidea, Camarodonta, Strongylocentrotidae. Bases 267 to 1979 code for a protein of 570 amino acids. Gene Ontology annotation, molecular function: transmembrane transporter activity.
CCAACAAAGCGAGGGCCAUCGACAAGAGGCUACUACCAUACAUGUACUCGAACCCCCCACCGGGGUCAUCAAGCGCUAGCACUGUUUUGAAAAGCUCCUCGCGGACUCGCCGAUUUAAUGUGUAUAAUAUACAUGUAUAGCUGCGUCCAUUUCCUAUACAAUACAGAUGAAUUAGACGUGAAAUUCGUGUUGUUAAUCACCAUUCACCUUGUAUAUGCAUUCUACUUUGACUGCAUGGUGGUGUGUUACCGUUACCAAGAGCAAUCAUGAAAUUUGAUGACAUUCUGGUGACCGUAGGGGAGUUUGGUCGUUAUCAGAGGUUCAUCUAUGUCAUCUUCUUUCUCUUGUCCGUUCCCACUGCCUUCCAUGCCAUAUCUAUCGUGUUUCUUGGCGGAUCGGCCGAUCAUUGGUGUAUGGUUCCUCAAUGGAAAAAUGAAAACUGUAGCGAAUGGAACGUGGGUAUAGAUGAGUGUGAUGAGUUGAAACGCUACGCCAGUAUACCUCAGACCAACGCGUCUGAAGUCAACCAGUGUUCUAUGUACAAUGUCUCCACCUUACCUUUCGUUCCACUGCCUGAUGGGAACUCGACCACGGCAUCACCAUUGAUCGACUACCACUCCUUGGAUGUCGUACCAUGCCCAGCAGGCUGGGAGCAUGACACCUCCCAGUACACGUCAACCAUUAAUAUGGAUUUUGGUUUAGUAUGUGAUAACAAAGAUCUUGCGGAUAUUUCCUCGUCACUGUGGUUCGUUGGAGUGCUGACAGGAAGCUUGGUGUUCGGAUACAUCGCAGACAGGAUCGGUCGAUUAGCCACGAUGUGGGUAUGCAUUACUGGCCAGCUUGUUUUCGGUGUAGCUGUGGCAUUCGCCCCCUCUUUCUGGUGGUUCGCCUUCCUUCGGACUCUCCUUGCUAUGAAUAACAUGGGAGUCUUCCUUGUUGCCUUUGUUCUCGGUACGGAGUUUGUAGGUCCAUCUAAACGUGUGGUUGCAGGAACUGGAAUAAUGAUAGGUUUCUCAAUCGGAUAUAUGGGACUAUCAGUUAUUGCUUAUCUGAUUCGAGAUUGGAGGCAUCUACAGCUUGCUCUGUCUGUACCUGUGGUCCUGUUCUACGUGUUUAUACCGUUUGUUCCCGAGUCUGCCCGUUGGUUGUUGAGUGUUGGAAAAGUAGAGAAGGCAAAUGUCGUCAUUGACAAAAUCUCCAAGACCAACAAUGUCCCCUUACCUCAGCCAGUCUUCACGCAAAGGGAUAAAUUGCAAAUGCAAAAGGAAAGAGGUGAGAAUCGAGCGACGCUCUUCGAUCUAUUCCGGAAUCGUAAUCUGAGAAUGGAAUCAUUCAAUCUUCUCUUUAACUGGUUUGUUGAGAGUUUAGUGUACUAUGGUCUUGCCCUGAGUUCAUCAGACUUUGGAGUCAAUGUUUACAUCGCAGCCUUUGUGUCUGGUGCUAUAGAGGUACCAGCUUAUGUUAGUAGUAUGUUCGCUCUCGAGCACUUUGGACGUCGCCCAUCAACCUGCUUCUAUCUCCUCUUAGCAGGUGUCGCCUGUAUUCUUACUAUCGUCAUUCCGGCCGGUAUAGGAAGGGUCGUCAUGGCAACCAUUGGCAAGUUUGGAGUGACUGCUUCUUUCAGUAUCAUCUACAUCUAUACAGCUGAACUCUAUCCAACACCACUCAGGAGUGUAGGUAUUGGUAUGUGUUCGAUGUCAUCUCGUAUAGGGGGUAUUAUUGCCCCCCUCAUACGCAUCUCUGGUCGUUCAUGGAGACCCCUUCCUUUCAUCAUCUAUGGUGCAGCGAGUAUCGCAGCAGGUCUUCUUGCUCUUCUGCUGCCUGAGACAAAGGGACGUAAGCUACCAGAGACCGUAGAAGAAGGAGAAAACUUCAGGAAUGCCACAUCUGAUAAGAAGUACAUUCCAGUCGAUGAAGAUGAUAAAGAUGCUGUCCCCAUGACAACGGUCAACAAUGCUCCGGAUCAUUUGGUCGUAUAGGGAAAGUGAUAGAUAGACUAUGUUAUGGUUUCAACAUACGGUGAAGGAAUCAUGUAACCGGGUGAUUAAUCUGUAUCGUUAAAAAGGCUCUUUAAAAAGACAAAAAGACAGAAUAAUUUUUCACUGUGUGUAUAAAACUUUGAUUAUCAUUGGUUACUGAUAAAAACAGUAUUUUGUAUACCAUACUGAAAAGGAGGCAAUGUAUAAAGGGACCAACUUUUUUCACAAAAGAUCAUUUACAUGUAUACGUCCCGCUUUAGUUCUGCAUCAAUGUACACACCCAAUUAUUUCAAGAAUUUUACUUGAUUGAUUACAUGACCAUUGAUACUUAUAUCAAGUCUGUUUUAUUUUAUGAGCUUGUGUCUGUGUCUAAUGAGCAGGCUCAUGGUUAUGUCAUAAUGAACCUUCAGUCUAUUCUCGCUAAUCCAUCUGUCCAGGUUGACCGAUUCUCUGUUCAGAGUUAAUGGAACUGUAUGUGUGUUUUUAUGAGUAACGUUACGAUGUAAAUGCAGGACUUGGCAACACUAACCCUCACCCUAAUGUAUUCAGAAUUUCAGAUGUAUAUCUCAUAAGAAACCAUGCAUAUACCUUCAACAGGUUUCUCCCAGCGCCUUUGUAAGCUUCAGUAGGCUUCUCGUAAUAAGCCUAUUACCCUUUUGUUGUAA